Molecule: messenger RNA, 715 nt
Organism: Annulohypoxylon maeteangense
Lineage: Eukaryota; Fungi; Ascomycota; Sordariomycetes; Xylariales; Hypoxylaceae
Product: EF-hand
Exons: 6
Coding region: 82-558 (158 amino acids)
Molecular function (GO): enzyme regulator activity; calcium ion binding
Source: RefSeq, a predicted model, not a curated record
UUAUUCAAUUAACAAGUCGACUUGGCUGCAGGAUCGCAAUAACCUUUCCUAUCUAUCAGAAAAUCUUAACAGAAACUCAACAUGGCAAGAAAUUUAUCGCCGGAGGAGAUUCAAGUCUUCAAGGAUCUCUUUGACUCAUAUGACAUAGACAAGGGUGGGAACAUAAGCGUCGAGGAGUUCGCGAAGGUUAUGUCUCAGAGCCCAGGCAAGCCACCAACACAAGAAGAGGUAGCACAGAUCAUCAAGGAAGUUGAUCUCGACGGUGAUGGGCAAAUCAACUUUGAUGAGUUCAUCACCAUGAUGACCGGUCAACCGUAUCCGCCUCCGGAUGAAGAAUGGGUCAAAGCUUGGAAACAAUUUGAACCGUCCCUAAAUGGCUCAAUCACGCAGAGUCAAUUUCGGCAACUCAUGGAGAACCUGGGUGAAUCUGUCAGUGAUGUUGAAGUCGAGAAACUCAUCAACAAUGUGGAUGGUGAAGGAAAACUUAGCUUCAAAGCAUUCGUGCACUUUUUUAAGACCAGGAACCUAGAAAAUGACAUUCUGAAUGGAUAUUCAUGAUGAAGUCGACCCCUAGGUUCUGGCUAUGUGCCUAUAAUUAUGGGUAUCGCAGCGGGUAACGUAAUGAGACUUCUCGGUAACAACAGUGUUACCAUACCUACCUAGGUAGGUACCUACCUCUACACAGAUAUUGCAUAGCUUGGCAAUUUGCCAAGUG